ACAAAAAGAGAAACACACCUGACGCACAAAAGAGCUGCGUGUCCGGUUUUUAUUCAGGUGAAAAAAAAACGUCGACGAUAUGGCGUCCGACGCGUCCAUGUUCGUGAAGACGGUUCUGGCUCUUAAUGAGUCGUUUAAAACCGAGGACACCAGUUUGGCUUUACCUUCUGAGGACAGGUUAGCUCGCUCUGCUGGCGCUGACGAGGCGCAACGGAGGAGUCGAGUGGAGCAACAAGUGCAGCAGCUCACUCUGUCUCGGAAAGCAAAACAGUCCAUGAUGAAAGGUAGUGUAUCCAGCAUCCAGUUAGCCAGUACCACACCUUCCAGAAAUGGGCCUAUGAAGGCUUUCCAGAAUUUUGACCGCAGUGACACUCCAGGACCAAGCAGACAUCUGGUUAAGAUGAACCAGCCUCAUUGGGCGAGUCUGAGGUUUCCUCAGGCUAAUAGAGGAGAGUACAGGAAUGUUAGAUACGACUCAUCAGGAAACGGCUUUAUCUGGAGAUCUGCAGGUUUUACUCUCCCGGCGCUGCGAUCCGUGUCUUCAGCCGAACGUCUCCAGAGAACCUUCCCUCUGCACACCUCCGCCUGUUCCGAGAUGCUCCAAAACAACUGGCCGCUUGCUUCAGGCUGCGCCCCUAAGCUUCAGCUCUCUAACAAGCUUGUCUACGAGGACUGUCUCGAUGAUGUCUUUCUGCCUGACAGCUCACACUUCACCCCAUUCAGAGCAGAGCAUCAGAGAAUGUUUUCGGAGAAACAGACUCUUCUGAGAACAUCCAGUCAGCUCGGAGAUGCAGCGUGGGAGAUAGCGAACAUGCCCCUGGUGGUUCAGGACAUCAGACAGACACAGGAGACAGCCUUGAGAAGACAACCUUCAUUGGUCAUCACACACACAAUGAAGAGGGCAGCGAUCCAACAGGAAGAAGCAACAGCUGACACACUAAAAAAGGGAAACCAAAGUGCACCGACCACAAUGAAGAUGGCUGUAAAUCUCCUCGCAGAUAACGACCCGGAAAUUCAGAUCACUGCAGCAAACUUCAUACAGAACCAGUGUUUCAGCAGCGCGGAUGCUAAGAAAAGGCUGGCUAUGCAUCAUGGGAUCCCAAAGCUUUUGAAGCUCCUUGGCUCGGACAGCGACGAGGUGCAGCAAGCCACAGCCGCUGCAUUGAGAAACGCCAUCUACGAGAACAACGAGAACAAGAUGGAGGUGAAGGACCAGGAUGGUGUCACUGUGAUCCUGCAUCUGCUCAAGACAAACCGCGACACUGAAACCCGGCGGCAGCUCACAGGGUUGCUAUGGAACUUGUCUUCUCAUGACAUGUUGAAGGAGCAGCUUGGUAACGAAGCUGUAAAACCCCUCACUGAUUCUGUCCUCGUGCCAUGCUCAGGUAUAACCGAGGGUGAAGAUCCAAAACUGGAGCUACUGGCAGAUCCUGAGGUCUUCCUCAAUGCUACAGGCUGCCUGAGAAACACGAGUUCAUCAGGACCGAACGCACGCAAGUCCAUGAGGGACUGCGACAGCCUCAUUGACUGCCUUGUUUAUUACAUCCGCGGAACCAUUGCAGAUUAUAAACCUGACGAUCAGGCCUUGGAAAAUUGUGUGUGCAUCUUACAUAACCUUACAUAUCAGUACGAGUGUGAGGUUCCUGAAACAGUCAGGCCACUGGUGCACGAGUCCAGACAGAGAGCUGUUGCUGAGACCCAGAGACCUGGCUGCUUGGUCAGGAGAAACACCAAACUCUCCGAAGCAGAUGAGUGCUCGGAAUCUGAAUGCCCUCUGCUGGAGGAGAAGUGUAACCCGCACGGCAUGGAGUGGCUGUGGAACAGCAUCACCAUCCGCAUGUACCUGUCUCUUCUUGCUAUCAGCAACCGGCAUCUCACGCAGGAAGCAGCUUUAGGAGCCAUGCAGAAUUUGACAGCUGGAAACGGAGGGAUUUCCAAGGUUAUGGCUCACACCAUUGUUCAGAGAGAAGGAGGCCUACUGCAAGUGAAGAAGGUGCUGCAAGAAGGGGAGGCCGAUGUGAAGAGAGCCGCCGUGUGUCUGCUCAAAAACAUGUCCCGUUACAAGGAGCUGCAUUCAGACAUCAUUAAACAGGUGCUGCCAGAGCUGAUUGCCAUGCUUCACACCUCAGACACCAAUACAGUUCAGCCCGAUGAGACCACCUCUAUCUGUCAGAUUCUCAACAACCUGAGCCAGCCGUCCGUACAGAACGCCCGUGCCGUCCUCAACAGUGGCAUCCUUCCCAGGAUCAUCAAGAUCAGCAGCAAAGAGAGGCAUGGAUCCACGAAGGCUGGUCAGGCUGCUAGUGUUCUGCUCCACACUCUGUGGAGACACUCUGAACUUCAUGGUAGCUACAAGAAGGCUGGUUACAGGAAGACAGAUUUCAUCAACAACCGGACUGUGAAGGCAGUGAAUUCAGCUCGUAACUGACCUCAAGUGGCAAACUGGAAAACUACACUAAACUACACACAAGGACAAUUUACGACUCCUUCAACGCUGAAGUGCACUUACAUUUUUUUCCCAAAACGUCAUUCUAACACAUUAUGUAUCGUCAAGCACUUGUGUGGAUUCACAUUUCAACCGUGAUCCUAAAAACACCACAAUUUAAUAAGACAGUUCCAUUUACAUUUACGGCAUUUGACAGACAACCUUAUCCAGAGCGUCGUACAAAAUAUAUUCAUUGUUAGAGACUUCAAGGAGGUGUAAUAAGGGCUUUGUAGGCAAGUAUCAGUGUUUUGAAUCUAAUGCAUGCAGCUACCGGAAGCCAGGGGUGGGAGCGCAGCGGGCUGGUGUGUGAGAACUUAGGCGGGUUGAAGAAAAAUUGGCCGGCUGCGUUUUGGAUCAUUUGCACAGGACGAAUUGCGUUCAUAGGUAGACCUGCCAGCAGUGACUUGCAGUAGUCCAGUCUUGAAAUUACAAGAAACUGAAGUACCUGAGCAGCCUGUGUGGACAAAAAAAAGCUGCUGUGUUACAGGCAUCACAGAUAAUCCAACAGGUUGUUAAAAUAAUUUAAACAAUUUAAAACCUUUAUGUACACGCUUAAACUGGGAAUAAACUCGUGUAGUUCAUCCCUGUAUCUCUGUGAGAACACGAUCAGUGUACAUUGCGUUCAUUCGUUUUUAUUUCUGAAAUGGGAUUAAAAAAGGAAACAAGGUUUAACAAAUUAUUUUUUGUUUUAAUACAUGUAAAACAUGUUCGAUCAAAAACGCUUGUGUUUCUCCUGCAUGGUUUUUGACAUUUCAUAUCAGCAGUAACAAGAUUAAAGAUUAGAUUAAAGACGGCCAAGAUUAAAGAUUAAUUAAAAAUGGCCGUUAAUUCCUCAUAAGGAAUAAUAACAUAUAUAUAUAAUCCUAUGUGAUUUCUACAAAACAGUAGGAUGGUGGCUAUAAAAAAAACAGCAACUUUUACCAGGUGUCACAAUUGAAGUUAUAUUUCUGCAUAUGCUGAUUCCAUUUUUAUUAUAUUUUUAUUUUCUGAAUUAUUUUCUAUUUUAAUGAGAGAAAAAAAUAUUAUAUAAAAAUGCUGAUUGGUUAAGAUGUUGAACUACUGAACAGUAGUUUACUCAAGGCCACUGAAGGGUUUCUUGAGUAAAGCUUUAACCCUCAACUGCUCCAUUGUAAUAAUUGACACAAAUGUAAGUAGCCUUGGAUAAGGCCGUCUGCCACGUGCCCUAAAUCUAAAUGCUUGCUUGCGUUCCCAUUUUAUUUUAAAACAAAAACAAAUGAACGUAGUCUACACAGAUUUAGAAAUGAAAAUUUACCCACUCAAUAGUAACUGAAUCUAUAAGAUUGUAAACACACUGAGCUACAUGCUGAGGUAAUAUGUUAAGGUCACAAGUGCAAGGUAACUUGCUCUGGUAGCAAAUCUGAGGUGUAUGUACCGAGGUAAAUCUAAUAUACUGAAGAAACUAACUGCUGUAACAUGUUGAGGUAAUGUCAGAAAUGCAAGGUAAAUUGCUGAGGUAGAAAACCUGGGUUGUAUGUACUGAGGUAACUAACUUGUGUAGCAUACAGAAGUAACAUGCUGACUUAACUAACUGAGGCAAUAUGCUAAGGAAACAAAGUAGGGAAACUAACUGAUGUAACAUUUCGACAUACUGAGGUAACUAACUGGUGUAGCAUAGGGAGGAAACAUGCCGAGGUAACAUGCUGAAGUAACUAACUGAUGAAUGCUGAGGUAACGUACUGAGGUAGCGUUCUGAUGUUGCAUUCAGCAGGCUCGUGUUUAGCAUACUGUAUGUAUAGCACACUUCCCUAGUCAAGAGCUUAACCUUGAGUUAUUGUCAUUCGAAACCCCGUUUUAACCGGCUAGAGGAAUGUUUCACACUUGUCAUAUAGAAUUUUCAUGCUUUUUACCUGGGGUUAUGAAAUAGCUCUGAAGCAGGAUUAGUGCUGCUUUUAUGAUGUUACCUCGCACUGUUUUGGCAGUAUGACGGUGUGAAACGUCAAACAUAGCCCAGGAUUCUGUUUACCCAAAGUUUACAGUCACCCAGGGGAAGUGUGAAAAGCAUAAUGUUAACAUUUCUUCACAGCAGAAUUCAUUAAAACUGGGUUCCUGGUCAAUAAUAUGUAAUUGAGUAAUAUAAUCUGGGAAUUUAUCAGCAUCUCUGGGGAAAAUGUGGAUAUUCCUGAUGUUUUUGUCUUCGCUCAAGCAUCUGUAUGAAAACACUUUGUGGCUUCAUGCUAGCUUAAUCAUUAGCCUCAGUCAUUGUCUAGUCUGUGAUCGUUACCGAAUGUUUUUAGUGUCUCUAACCUCAUACAGACGUCAGAUUUAGACAUGACAUAAUGCCUCUAAGUUCAGCCUACAUAUGCAGUGUAUUUCAUGUUCCAAACACACCCUAGUGUUAGCUUUCACAUACAGAAGCAGUUUAACAACACAAAGCUUUACGCCAGAUGCUGAAACGUUGUUGAGCACUGAGAACUUUUCAAUCUCAUUAUUUUAGUUCAGCACUUCCCUAUAGUCAAUAAUGUUUGCGUUACAUUAGCGUGUUAUUUAUUAUGUUUAGCACUGAAUACGUGAAUGUGUCAAGCGGUUCCUGUACUUCUGUUUGAGCAGUGGGUUUAGAGAAACAUGCCGAACUUCAGCCUGCUCGAACAUUAAGUAAAAACAAAUCUGUUUGUAAAUUAAGAUGCACUUAAUAUUGUGUAGAUUUCUCUCUUUUUUUCUUUUUUUUUUUUUUUCAUCAAUACACAGGAAUGUUAAAGUAUGUAGCAUGGGGAGACACUUGUAUUUUGUUUGCUUUUUUUAACACGUUGGUAAAGUUUCACAAACCAUGCCCCAACACCUAAAGAUGGUUGAAAAACGACAACGAUGAAUGGCGAAGAAUGCGUAAUGCUGGUUAUUUUUAAGUGAAAUAAAUUCAUAUGUAAAUGAUUUCAGUCUGACACUGAAACGUGCUGUCCGAGGAAAAAUAGCUCUUUCAUUCUUUAUUUUUUAAAGCAUUCAAGUUCAAGUUCUACAUUUGUGCUUAAGAACUGCCAGUCUGCUCAAAAAACUGAUAUUUGCAUGAGCCCAUGCUCAUGUGCAUACAGAAACACUUCCACAAUGUUAUAUAUGGUAAACAGCUUCUAAUUACAAAAGGCCAGUGGCUUGCUUGGAGCAUGCUGAAAUAUAAAGAUAUAAGAAAUAAACCAGCUGUAUGUCUUUA
Messenger RNA from Tachysurus vachellii, 5645 nucleotides. It is a transcript of the gene pkp2, whose product is annotated as plakophilin 2. The record is from RefSeq and is a predicted model, not a curated record. Gene Ontology annotation, molecular function: protein kinase C binding; molecular adaptor activity; intermediate filament binding. Gene Ontology annotation, cellular component: intercalated disc; plasma membrane; intermediate filament. The transcript has 13 exons. Bases 80 to 2428 code for a protein of 782 amino acids. Gene Ontology annotation, biological process: cell-cell adhesion; desmosome organization; cell-cell junction assembly. Lineage: Eukaryota; Metazoa; Chordata; Actinopteri; Siluriformes; Bagridae.